Galleria mellonella (greater wax moth) is the source of this 8152-nucleotide messenger RNA. Its product is annotated as beta-1,4-N-acetylgalactosaminyltransferase bre-4-like. The coding region runs from base 499 to 1716 and encodes 405 amino acids. Lineage: Eukaryota; Metazoa; Arthropoda; Insecta; Lepidoptera; Pyralidae. The transcript is spliced from 12 exons. The record is from RefSeq and is a predicted model, not a curated record. Gene Ontology annotation, biological process: glycosphingolipid biosynthetic process; carbohydrate metabolic process. Gene Ontology annotation, molecular function: N-acetyl-beta-glucosaminyl-derivative 4-beta-N-acetylgalactosaminyltransferase activity.
UAUUGCGGUUUGCGGUAUAUGGUAAUCGUUUCUGUUUACCGCAUUUGCUAUUAAAUUUCGCACUUUCACUGCAUUAUUAUUUAGAUUGUGUAAUAAAUUAUUAUCAUAUAUUUUAAAUUUGGAAAAACGUGAACGAUUGUUGUGUCGAGACGUGAAUGUUUUAAAUUAGAAGUGUGUCGUUUUUCUUUAUGGACUUUUUUGCACAAAUUUUAUCCUGAUUUUGACGCAACUUGGCCGGAAUUUCGUAUAACCAGAUCUUAAAGGUAUUUACACGUUCCAUGUAAUUGGCUCUCUCGUUAAUAAAAACGACAUCGCUAUCAAGUAAGGUCCUUUUCCGGGAAAGCAGUGAAAACCGAGUGCAAACCAAAUAUGAACGCCAUUGUCGACAUUCGGUGUAGACGCCAUCGGUGAGAGAAUGGGACACUUCCAUAGACCUCCUUCUUUAUACACAUCUCUGUUUAAGGGGUCGGCGUAUACCCGAACACACCGUAUGCGUUGAUGGGCGGGAGCGGCAACGGGGGCGGCGGGCGGGCGGCGCGCGCGCUCCGCUUCCUACUGUUGUUCGUGCUGGCGCUCGCCGCCGUUGAGUACCUCUCGGGGUCUAUACUCGACGCGUCUCCGCUCAGAACUUAUUUGUACACCCCGCUUUAUAACGCCACCCAACCCACAAUACGAUGUAGCGAUAAGACUUCGGUACAGCGGCCUAAAAACUCUACGUACGCAAAAAACGUAACUGUUUCUCCUAAUACUGUAAAAUAUAACGCCACAAACAUAACUGCUACAAAUAUGACUCGUCAAGAUUCCACCGAAGAUACCAGUACGUCAGUGCUGAUCUCGAAACUAAUGGAUAAUAUCAAGAAUCUAGUUACAACUGAGGAAGUGGAUGUGAAAAAAACUGAACCUGCUUUGCCGCUUUGUGAUAAAUUGCCACCUGAUUUGGGUCCAAUACCAGUAAACAAAACCGAAGUGGAACUGGAGUGGGUGGAAAAGAAAUACCCGGAAGUGCAUUGGGGCGGUCGGUAUUCGCCUCCCAAUUGUACAGCCAGGUACAAAGUGGCCAUAAUUGUGCCAUUCAGAGACCGUCAGCAGCAUUUAGCGAUAUUCCUGAAUCAUAUGCAUCCAUUCCUGAUGAAGCAACAGAUAGAGUAUGGAAUAUUCAUCGUUGAACAAGAAGGCAACAGUGAAUUUAACCGCGCCAAGUUAAUGAACGUGGGCUUCAUGGAGAGCCAGAAACAGAAGGCUGGCGGCUGGGAGUGCUUCAUAUUCCACGACAUCGACCUACUGCCGUUGGAUUUAAGGAACAUGUACUCCUGCCCCAGACAGCCGCGGCACAUGUCGGCCUCUAUAGAUAAGCUCAAUUUUAAAUUACCAUACGAAGAUAUUUUCGGCGGUGUGUCAGCAAUGACUCUAGAACAAUUUGUUAAAGUCAACGGCUUUUCCAAUAAAUACUGGGGCUGGGGAGGUGAAGAUGAUGAUAUGUUCUAUAGGUUAAAAAAGAUGAAUUAUCAUAUAGCAAGAUAUAAGAUGUCUAUAGCACGAUAUGCUAUGUUAGAUCACAAAAAAUCAGCACCCAACCCCAAAAGGUACCAGUUACUGUCGCAAACUAGCAAGAUAUUCCAGAACGAUGGACUAUCGACCCUCGAAUACGAAUUAGUUGAAAUAGUCCAAAACCAUUUGUACACACACAUCUUAGCCAAUAUAGACGAGCGUAGCUGAUGGACAUAUUUCGCCAAACUGUUGUUUGGCGACGAACGGUAACGACAGUGUGGACUCGUAUGUGAUAAUCUUAUUAAUUAAUUAUACUAUACAUUCGUUUAGAUCUCUCAUUUGAAGAUUGUACAGAAUCACUGAUAUACAUUUAAAUAGAUGUCGCAACUUCGUUUUUAUAAAUAUCAUCUACUAUCUCCACAUUGUCACGUUCAACCUCAAUACACAACUUUGAUUCGUUUCGUGUAAUAACUGGAUUACCCGUCCUCACGAUUCGAUACGGGUGAUGGGACAUCCAAAGAGCAAGAACAGAUGCGACAUAUAUUUAAAAGAAGAAGGUAUAUAGCAGUGAAAGUAAGUGAAUUGCUACGUAUUUACGUCCCUUCUCCGCCUUCUAGAGAUGAUUUCGAAACUGGACGCUCCAUCUAGACAUAUAUAGCCAUCUAAACAUUUAUAGAUAGAACAUCAUGGCAUAGUUGAUCUUAAUAAAUUUUUAAAUAACUUGCGACAUCUAUUUAAGUCUAUAUCUAGUAGAACUGAAAUAAAUAAGUCCUAUGACUGGUUUACACUUGAGUACGACCCAUUGUUAAUGAAAAGUGCAUUGUAUAAAAAAAAAACAAUGUUAUACCUACUUGUCUAUGAUCUCUCUGCCUGGUUCAUAUCAUUUCAGUCGCUAAAUUCAGUACAAUAAUAAAUAUACAUAGAUAUACAAGAAAGGUUCUACAUAUUAUAAAUACUAAGAAAAUGGGUGAUUUUCAGCAAGUGUCCAACUUCUGUGGACCUUUCAAUGAUGCUUUCGACUUUACCCCAAAUACCCCGAUACCCCAAAAUAUAGAAGGAAUCGUUGUACAAAAUACUUUCUGAAGACUGGAUAUUAAAAAAAAGUUUGACGAAAUUAGAUAGAAAUGGCACGCAGAAAGCAGAAAAUCGCCCAAAUAAGUUUAGUAUAACACUAAAAUGUCACUGUCUAUCUUUCAUAAGUACGUACGUUAUGGAUACUACGUCUAUGGAGUACCUAGAUAUUGUAUACUGGAUACCUACUCUACUCUCUAGGCAAGGUACAAAUGAUUGUAUCAAUUUUUAUCAAUAAUAGAUUCCUUUGUAUAUUGUCUAGAAAAGUUACCUUUUCAUAUUAGAACUUUCUUUUAUAAUCGACUAGAAUAUUCUGGAAUUAUUUGAACUGGGCAUUAUGAUUUUUUUUUUUUUUAUUAUUAUAUAUUUUUUAUAAUUGUUAUAGUGAAUUAAUCAUGUCCCUCUUUCUCAAUAUUUACUUUAAUAAAAAAUCAAUUAAUCAAAAUAUAGCGACUGGAAAAUUCUGGAACAAUUUAAAUCAAAUUAAUUAUUAAAAUUAGUUAUCUUAUUAUAUUUUCUAUGAUGUGGGCAUGAAAUUUGUUUUUAUGUAAAUUUUGUGUUUUUUAUUCCACUACGCUAUUCGUAUGCAUUGAUAGUCAUUACGGAGCGUAAAGGAAUGUUAUUUUUUUAAUUUUUAUUUUUAUACCCUUUUUUUUCUCUUUAUUAACAAAGUAGCUAUAAGAUCGGAACAAAGUUAAAUAAGUACAUAAUACAAUAAAUAAUGUAAGUAAGCCUGUUCACAUAGUGACUUGAAAAGCAUUUGUAAACGACACAAUUUGGUACACCAUUGUCAAAGUUACCUUUAUACUCUAUCUGCUAACAUGUUAUGGGUCCCAAGAACCAUAGACACAACUGACUUACAGAUCCAAUAAAACAUUUGAUUAUGCAAAAGAAUUUACAUUGACUUUGACUCUAAUAAUAAAGAUAGCCAAAAUGUGAGCUGUCUUUCACAUAAUGCUACAACGGAUAGAGCAUAGAUAAGAACUAGAACGUCAACAAAUUGGUUCGGGAAAUCUGUUUUAUAGAAACGGGGUUGGACCCAACGAUAAUGUACUAAAUCGUGUCGCCUAUUACUAGAAUGUUAGUACAUAUUUUCUGCUUGACAUCAUAUAAAUAUAAGUGUGUACAUCAAAUACUAUACCGUUUUUGAUACAUUUUUAUAACAUUAUGCCAAUACAUACAAUAUUAAGUACAAGUUAAUAUGAUAUUAAUCAAUAAUUUAUGUUUCACACCCAUGAUUGUAUAUUUUAACACCUGAUUAAUUUUAUUGGUAAAAGUUUGCUAAGUACACAUUAUAUUUUAAUGUAAUAACUGUCGGUUUAACUUGUCUGGAAUUUGUUUCAUUUGGGAUCCUUCGUCUUUAACGGCAGUGACGAGUGUGUGUCAGAUUCUCGCUCUCAUAAAAGCCGCUCAAGACUAGGGGUCUAGAAUGGUCCCGAAACUAGUCGAGCUUUCUCGAACAAAUUACAAAUAAGUUAACCACCUAAUGGUAGUUAUUACAUUAAAAUAUAUUAGUUUAAAUUAUAAUUUGGCGUAGAUAACAAUCGAUUGUAUAUUUACUAUAUUUGAAAUUCCACUAAUUUCUUUAGACACAUGUCUAAUUUUUUCCAAAUUUGUGAUAUCGAAUAAAAAGACAUUAUUAUGUUCACAUUAUUAAACUAACUUGGCCAUCUAAAAUUAUAUUAAGGACAGAUUAUGACAAUAUGACGUACAUUACAAUAAUGUAACGUUACAGUGCUAUUGUAUUUUAUACACAGUCAUUAAUUUAUACAUGAUUAUGUAAUACAAUUCAGGUCAAAAAUCUCUUGAGUGUCUCCCUGCAAAUACUUUGAUAAAAAAAAAACCCAACUUGUUUUAUUGGUUUUUUUUUUUCUUUUGCAAUAAUCUUGUAUUUGAUUGAUAACACAAACUGUCAUUUUAUUUACUUAUAAUUACCAUAUUAUAAAUGUGCUUUUAAACUUUCCAUUAAAACACUUAGUUUGAAAAAAAAACGACGCGUUAGCCAGAUUUUAUUUUUUAUUUUUUGAAACUCGACGCUCCAACUAUAUGUAUAUUAUCUAGAUUUGAAAAUACAAACAUACGAACAUCAAUGUAACUAAAAAAUAAGCCUUCAAAAUAAUCUAGCUGCGACGUUGCGUUGACUUCUUAGUCUGAGACAUGUCAAAAUCUAUCCAUAGACAAACUACAUAGAUUUUUUCAUUGGUGACGACAAAUUCCAUUUUCAAUAUACACCUUGUACAAUUCGCGGAAAAUAACUUGAACAAGACCAUAGACAAUGCUUGCGUAGUAGGUAUUUGAUAGAUAUGUUUUCUACAUAAAAUUAUUACUGCGCGAAUUACAUGUUAGUACUCAAGUUAUUAGCUGGUAUCUAUUAACAUUUUAUACCUUUAGACUGUCAUAAAUGUCUGUUGAUUUUAAUCAGAAUUGACAGAAUCGGACUUAAAUAAAGAACCAUUAUGUUCUUGUGCUGUUGUAAACAUUAUUUCCCUAUUCAUAAUAACUAAAACCUCCUACACACCUAUUUUAAAAUAUUUUAUCGCUUUCUUUCAAAUGGGGAAUUUAACACGAAAGAAAAAGACAAAAUACAUUAAUAAUUUAUUAUGAAACGUUUGAGGUUUUUAUGAAUAAGGGGUGUACCAUAUAUUUGAAAUUGUCAACAAUAUAUUACCUACUUGGAAUAAUCAAUAAUGAUGUACUUAGGUAUUCACGGCCUAAUCGCAUAUUAUAGAACCUCGCGGGCUUUUCUUCGUUGUACGUUUUAAUACAUUUUUAUCUAUGGUUAUACGUUAUACCUAACAUCACUUUAAGGCUUUAAAUAAACCGUAAUAAUUCUUACAUAAUAUUCUUCUGUAAUGGUGUUCGCCAUAUAUUUGUUUGUACAUAUUAGGUAUCCCUAAUUAUCUCAGAGAUAAUAAUUGCACUAGUUUUUAUGCACAUAAUAUCUCCAUGUUUCCAUAAUUAAACUAUUAACAAAUUUGAAUAAUAAUAAUAAUAAAUAUGUACUUAAUAAUAGUUGGAAAAUCCAUGUAUAUAGCUUGUUGUAGAUAUUACAUAUAAAAAUAAGUUUACAUUAUAAAAAUCGCUUAGAAUUGUAAAAAAAAAAGUACAGACAACAUGAACGUGCUAAAUAACAAUAUUGAGUUAGUAAUAAGGACUAGUCAAAUAUUUUUAUGCUUUUUUUUUAAUUUACAUUUUAAAAUCUGAAUUAUUUUAUGUAUAGAAAAAAAAAAACAUGAGUACAUUAAGAUAAUGAAAUAAUUGUAAUAUGUACCUAUUCUAAUAAUAUGCAUUACCUAUCGCUGUUUAUCUAAUAGUCAACCUAUAAAGAUGGCUAUUCGAAUAACCAUUCCAAAAGCUUGUUCCAAUAAAUAAUUAAAUUUAAGAUUCUUUUAUCUUUUAUUUCAAGAAACAAUAUCUCUAAAUAUUCAGUUUUGUAAAUAAAAAUCUAAUUUCCAUAAUAACCUAGUUAUAAGGGAUACAAUGUGAUACCAAUAAUAUUGAUAAUUGUAAAAGAUUAAACCAUUGCUCAUAUUUAAAAAAAAAUCAUAGGUACUUGAACAAGAAGAUACUAAGUACUCUGUAAUAUACCUAAAUGGCUUAAAUAAUACGUACUUUAAAAAGGUUACACUCGCCACCCUCCUAAUUUUUUUUUUUUUUCUGGAGCAAAGUCCAACAUUAUAAAUAACUAUCCCGUAAAUGUUGUAUAAUGAAUCCAUAGAAAGUAAAUUAUACUUAUUAGAUAUUCCCCCAUUUUAUCUUUUUAAAUUAUAAAUAGGUAUUUUCAAUUAUUUAUUAUUAAUUCGAAAUGGUACCCAGUAUAUUAUAAAAGGAACUAUUAUAUAUUUCUAUAAAUAUAUCAUCGAAUAUUGCUUAGUAAAUUAUUCUAAAGUUACUACACUGUGUAACUGGUUGCCACUAUGAGCAAUGGCUUAUCUUUAGGUUGGCCUAUAUUUAGGACUGAUAACUUAUUCUCAGUUUUAUUGCUUAAUCAUUUUUGCAUAUUUUCAAUAAAAUGUACAUAUAUUUUCUUGAUCUGGAUAUAUUUUUUACACUUUUAUUAAGUUUUAUCUGUUAACUUGCAAAAUAAUACAUAGGUGUAAUAAAAUCCUAAUUUAUUUGUAUCUAUAAUAAGCGUUUCAACAACAUAUAUACACUUUGUACUGUUAUAUCGUUUAAAUUAAAAAGAGACAGACUAAUAUUUUUUGCAAUGCUAUUUAAAUUCAAAAUCUUCGAAUAAUCAAUCAAUUGGUGACAGCAAUAAUGUUAUAAAUCAUUGGAUGACAGUAAAUUACAUGAUACGUCUUAAAGAGUGUUUUUUUUUUCCAUAAAUGAUAAUGGAAUACUAACGUCGUGUGCUCUAUUAGAAUACGCUGGCGGGAUACCAAUGAAGGAUGAUAAGUGAGGAUGGAAAUAGGUCAGUUGGUCCAUCAUCAUGGACAAACUGACCUGAGUUUACCUUCAUUUAUCGUCACUCACUAGUAUAUACCGAUAGUGCGGACGGGUUUACUAUUCCAUUUUUACCAUAUUAAAAAAAUAAUACGCCGUGUUGGUAUGAAAAGUUUAAAAUUUAUAUUGUCUUUUUUCAACUCACGUCUUUUUUGGGAACAAUGUUCAGUUUCAAUCUGAGAACACUUCCUUUGAAAUAUGCAAAUACAUUCGAUUUCAUCUUAUAUAUUAUUACAACAUGUCAUGUCGGACAUUUAUAUCCGCUAAGUAUACUACUGUAAUUUUCUGUUUUCCAUCCAUUUGCUUGACUUGGGUUUUGAAGAGAAUAGCAAAGUGUGUGUAUUUAAUAGUCUAGUAGCUCCAAUAGAGACAAUAUUAAUGAACAAAAUUUAAACGAUAUGAUCAGUUACAGACUGUGACCGUACAUUAUGACGCUGUUAACUUGUUGGUAUUUUACGAUCUGUAAUUAAUAUAUCAAUUUUAUUUUUAUUUGGUUCUCAUGAGACCAUCAUACAUCAUCACUGCAAUGUUAAAACAUAAUACACGUCUCAUGAACUAUACGAAAAUUGUACCAUAUUUAAAUAGAUAUUGCAUGAUAAUGAAAAUAGUGGUAACUAGAUUAACAUAAAAUAGGCAUUUUAUACCAAUAUUAUUUAUUUUUUAUUAGCCCGACAUUAGUUAUACAAGUACAUAUAGGUAUUAAGUGAUUCGUGCAAGUUGAUUUGUCUUUUUUAUUACUUUUUUUUUUUAUUAUUAUUAACUAUUUUUAUCUCAAAUCCAUUCACGCAUACGUCGUCGCAGUUGUCAACUAUUUAAUGUUAUAUUUUUCAUUCACAAUCAUACUACCUACCUAUGUGUAAGGCCAAAAAUUAGCUUAACCAAUUUACUUAGAAUCUAAUCGAAUCUUGUUUAUUACAGAAUCUUAGUAUUUUAUACAAUAUGAGAAUGAAAUGUUAACUUAUUUCAUACUAGUUUUAACUCAGCUUAUAAAUCCAAAUCCUUGUAAUAAAUAUACCUAACGUAGGAUCGAGAAUAGGAUUUAGAUACCAUUGAGUUACUUAAAAAAAAAGUGAUAACUAUUUGAUGAUACGGUUAUUUUUAUGUCAAAAUUUGUUUUUCUGAAUAUAUUUUGUUUUUCAUAUAACAA